Molecule: messenger RNA, 3360 nt
Organism: Agrilus planipennis (emerald ash borer)
Lineage: Eukaryota; Metazoa; Arthropoda; Insecta; Coleoptera; Buprestidae
Gene: Gart
Product: trifunctional purine biosynthetic protein adenosine-3
Exons: 15
Coding region: 187-3210 (1007 amino acids)
Biological process (GO): adenine biosynthetic process; 'de novo' IMP biosynthetic process
Cellular component (GO): cytosol
Molecular function (GO): phosphoribosylamine-glycine ligase activity; metal ion binding; phosphoribosylformylglycinamidine cyclo-ligase activity
Source: RefSeq, a predicted model, not a curated record
GGUUAUAUGUCUAUUUUUUAACACUUGUUGAUCAUUAAAAUCUUUAUCAUGUUUUGAAAUCCUUUUUAAAGAAAACAAUUUAGUUAUUACAUAUCUUCUCGUUUUCCAGUAUCCAGUUCGUUUCCUACUGCAUUAAACUACCAACGGUUCGUACAUUAUUUUUGUAAUUAAUUAGAUCAUUUUAAAAUGACGACAAAAAUCGUAUUAGUUAUUGGAAGUGGAGGACGAGAACAUGCUAUUGUCUGGAAAAUAUCACAAAACGAUAAAUUAGAACGAAUAUUUGUGUGUCCUGGCAGUGCUGGAAUUGAAACUGUACCAAAAGCCAAAAAUGUUGACCUAAAUUUAAAAAACUUCAAGGAAAUAGGUGAGUGGUGUAAAAAGAAUAACGUCGAUCUAGUUGUUGUGGGCCCAGAAGAUCCCCUUUCACAAGGUAUAGCAGACGUUUUGGAUGAAUAUAAAAUUCCCACGUUUGGUCCCAAGAAAAAUGGAGCAAGAAUUGAAGCAGACAAAGAAUGGGCAAAGUUCUUCAUGGACAAGUAUUCUAUACCGACAGCACGUUGGCAAUCGUUUACUAAUGCUGAUAAAGCAAAACAGUUUAUCAAAUCGGCCGAUUUUCUUGCUCUUGUGGUAAAAGCAAGCGGAUUAGCUGCAGGCAAGGGAGUGGUAGUCGCUGAAAAUGUCCAAGAGGCUUGUAAAGCUGUCGAUGAAAUUAUAACAGCAAAGAAAUAUGGUGAGGCAGGCGAAACUGUUGUAAUUGAAGAGCUUCUAGUGGGAGAAGAAGUCUCAGUAUUGGCGUUUACUGAUGGAACAACAGUGAGGCCUUUGUUGCCUGCUCAGGACCACAAGAAGAUCUUUGAGAACGACUUAGGACCAAAUACUGGAGGAAUGGGUGCAUAUUGUCCAUGUCAUCUCAUUGAUUCCGACACUAUGGAUUUCGUUUACAAAAAUAUUCUUCAAAAAACUAUUGAAGGGUUUAAAAAGGAAAAGAUACACUUUGUAGGUGUUUUAUAUGCUGGUCUUAUAUUGACUGAAAAAGGGCCAAAAGUUUUGGAAUUUAACUGCAGAUUUGGAGAUCCUGAAACGGAGGUGAUUCUCCCACUUUUAGAGACCGAUUUGCUCGAAGUUAUGGUAUCCUGUUGCCAAGGUAGGCUACACAAUGUGGAACUGAAAUGGAAAGAAAACUUAACAGCAGUUGGUGUGGUUUUGGCUUCACGUGGUUAUCCAGCGAGUUCCUCAAAAGGAGACGUUAUUACUGGAAUCAGUAAGGUUGAAAGUUUACCAAACUGUCUCGUAUUUCAUUGUGGAACAUUACAAAAAGACAGUAAUACGUUUGUAACCAAUGGAGGAAGAGUCCUUAUAAUAGUGUCUUUGAGCAGAGAUAUCCCUGUGGCAAUUGGUCGAGCCCUGUUGUCUUGCAGUUUAAUAGACUUCGAUGGCAAACAAUACAGGAAAGACAUAGCACAAAAAGGAGUCAGCAGAUCAAUUUUAAAGCAGGGUACUUCAACGUAUCAGGAUAGUGGUGUAAAUAUAGCUGUUGGAAACAAGUUUGUCGAUAAUAUAAAGCCUUUGACCAAAGCCACUUCGAGGGAGGAAGUUAUUGGAGGAUUAGGAUCGUUUGGGGGACUUUUCGACUUGAAAUUGACAAACUAUCAACAUCCCAUUCUAGUCUCUGGUACAGACGGAGUUGGAACAAAACUUAAAAUUGCAGAAGAAAUAAACGUGCAUAGCUCGAUUGGAAUUGAUCUUGUGGCAAUGUGUGUUAACGACAUAUUGGCCCACGGGGCAGAGCCUUUGUUUUUCCUAGAUUACUUCGCUUGUGGACAUUUAGAUCUAAAAAUUGCUCAAGAGGUCAUAUCUGGGAUUGCAGAAGGAUGUAGACAAGCUGGAUGUGCACUAAUUGGGGGUGAAACGGCUGAGAUGUCGGGUAUGUAUUCAGGCGAUGAAUAUGAUUUGGCAGGAUUCACUGUUGGGGCUGUCGAACAGGACAAGUUGUUACCUAAACUCCAAUUAAUUAAGGACGGGGAUGCAGUUAUUGGUUUGGCUUCAUCUGGAGUUCAUAGUAACGGUUUCAGUUUAGUUAGGAAGACUUUACUAUCUUCAGGAGGAAAGUUUGAGGACGUGGCACCGUUUAGUUCGGAAAAUAAAAGCUUUGGGGAGGAAUUUCUUAAACCGACGAAAAUUUAUGUAAAGUCUGUCUUGCCUUUAAUGAAGAAAGGAAAAGUGAAAGCUUUCGCUCAUAUAACAGGUGGUGGGUUGGUUGAAAACGUCCCCAGGAUUCUAUCAAACAAUUACAAAGUAGAAAUUGACGCAACCAAUUGGGAAAUUCCCCCUGUAUUUGGUUGGUUAGCUGCAGUGGGCAAUAUUAACGAAAAGGAGAUGCUGAAAACCUUUAAUUGUGGAAUUGGAGGGGUUUUAAUAGUUGACAACAAAGAUGUCGAUGAAAUUCUUAAAAGUUUCCCUAAAUCUGAGUCCUUCGUUAUAGGAUCAGUUGUGCAAACAAAUGGAUCUGAAAAAGUCCAUAUUAAAAACUUUACAAAAUCCAUGGAGCAAGUAAUGCGCCCUUUCAUCCCUAGUCUAAUUUUGAAGCACUUGCAACCAAAAAAGAGGGUUGGAGUUCUUAUUUCCGGGAGCGGUACUAAUCUACAAUCAUUAAUAAAUGCUACCAAGGAUCCAACUCAGAAUAUAAAUGCAGAAAUUGUUGUCGUCAUUUCAAACAAACCCAACGUGGAUGGACUUAACCGAGCUAGAAGAGCUGACAUUCCAACAGUUAUAAUUCAAAAUAAAGAGUAUAAGACUCGUGAAGAAUUUGAUUUGGCAGUACAUGAAGAACUAGUUAAGAGGAACGUAGAUGUAAUUUGUCUCGCUGGUUUCAUGAGGAUCCUUACUGGAGAAUUUGUGAGAAAGUGGCGAGGACGACUGCUGAACAUACAUCCGGCCCUUCUACCACUUUUUAAAGGGACUCAUGCCCAAAGACAAGCCUUGGAAGCUGGAGUACGAGUGUCAGGCUGUACUGUCCACUUUGUAGAGGAAAACGUAGAUGCCGGGGCAAUUAUAGCUCAACAGUGUGUACCAGUGUAUCCUAACGAUACUGAGGAAUCGUUAACUGAAAGAAUAAAAGAAGCUGAACAUAAAUUAUAUCCGUCCGCUUUAAAUUUGUUAGUUUCAGAGACAAUUAAGUUAGGUACUGAUAAAAAGUUAUACUGGAAAUAGAAUAUUAGAAUUAAUUGCUCAUUAUUAUUUUUUUGUAAUGUAAUUGUUUGAUAAUACAGUACAGUAAUUUAUAGCUAGACAUUUGAUAUAUCUAUGUAUAAAUUGAACAGUUCAACAACCGUCUAUUAAACGAUAUUUUUUACUUUUAAA